ACCAAUAUUGUCUAUAGAAAUGAAAUGUCAUUCUGUCACAUCUCAUGACAACACAACAAUUCAUAAAUAUCAUUUAUUGGUUGUGGAACUAAGAAUUAAGUUUUGUUAUAAAAACUAAAAAAACUUUUAAUUCUAAGCAGAAUGUCAGACGAAGACAUCGAGAAAUGGAUGAAAGAUGGCCGCAACAAAGAUUUACAGGUGUCAACCAGCUGCUCGAGCUUCGAGGUGCUGGACCCGCACGAUCCGGUGAUCAGCCGGCUCGCCACGCAGCUCUUCAAGCGCACCAAUGACUACCUACAAGGAGAAAUGUCUGCGGGACAGGACCACUACAUUUUGCUCGAGCAGAUCAACCGACUCACAAUAACCAAGUAUGCUGACCUUCGCAACCUGGCAGUGAACCUGGGCAAAACGCUUAAUGAGUAUAAUGAAAUAUACAACACUCAAAUCCGGCCGCUGUUGCAGCAGAUAGACGCCAUCGACGCGCAGGUAUCCAAGUUCGAAGCCAGCGCGUACCGCCUUGACGCCUACACCAAGCAGCUCAAACAGCGCUUCAAGGAACUCGAGGACAAGUAGCCAAACUAGACUUCCACCAAUAAACAGCUGCCAGGCGCGCACGCGAACUAGUCUAAUUACAGAUGCGCUAUCGGAAAGUUAAUCAAAUUGUAAACAGCACAUUGAAAAUUUGGGGAAAUCGAAAUAUGCCAAUUUUUCACAUUGAAAAAUUUUCGGUGUAUUUUCGUAUCAUGUGGAUGGAAAUUUUCCGUUUCCAAAAUGAAAGUUUCCUAUGAUAUAUAAUAUAUAUCCUAAUAUUUCCGAGUUUUUUGAAAGAUUCCGCAAGUUCUGUAAGUCUAAUUACGUUGUUCUUGAAAUAGUUGACUUUUUUCCAGGUCCAGUGGACCAUUUUAGUAGGUAUAGUUCGUUUCAUACACGAUGACGCGCAUAAUUGUCAAAUCUAACCUACAAUAACAUGACAUUACGCGUCCAGCAACGCGUCUUCGUGAGUGACACGAUCUAUAGUCCAGUAAGAACACCGCAUUAUGAAGCGUUUAUGAAAAUCAAAUCACAAAAUAAAUCAAUUUUAUAAGGACAUAAAUAAAUAAAUAUUAUAGGGACAUUCUUACACAAAUUGACUAAGUCCCACGGUAAGCUCAAGAAGGCUUGUGCUGUGGGCAUCAGACAACGAUAUAUAUAAUAUAAAAAUACCUAAAUAUUAGGUCAUUACCUAUGAAAUUGGCGUUUUGUAUGGAGAACUUAAAGAAAUUCUAUUUUUCAUACAAUCAAAUUUGCGAAUUGUUUUGUGAUGGCAUUUUCAAACCAAACAAAUUUUUGCCAGUAUCUGAGACAUUUUUAAGGCACAUUUUCUAUCUCAUAUAUUUUUUUAAAUCUGUCCCGUCAGAAAAAUAUAAGUCAUUUAAAUACUCGAUCCGGCAGCACAUGAAAAGAGCUGUUUUCAGGGCGGUAUUCUGAAUACAUAAAACAAUAAAAGUAGCAAAUGAUUGUAUGUAAAAUCGUUGUUAUGUAGCGCACUAAUGGAAUUAAAAAAUACUUAGAAGUUACUAUUAAAAUAAAUAAACUAUGACAUGACUAAUACUUAUGAACAAAAACGCCAAUUUCAUAGGUAAUGACCGAAUACAUAGAAAAAAAUCCAUGACUGAUAAACAAAUAUCUGUGCUCAUCACAAAUAAAUGCCCUUACCGGGAUUCUAAUUUUCUGUACAAAACAUUCUGCCGAUUUUUGCGGGGUUGGGCACGUCAAAUGUAUGACUAUUUGUACGUUAUGUACAAAUAUAUUAAAAUUUUCGGUUUCCUAGUAGAUAUUUUAGAUUAAAUAAGUAUAUGUUAUGAUAUGAUCAGUAAUAAAAAGUAUUUUUAGGGUUCCGUAGCCAAAUGGCAAAAAACGGAACCCUUAUAGAUUCGUCAUGUCCGUCUGUCUGUCCGAUUCUGUCACAGCCACUUUUUAGUUUUUAAUGUAGGGACUAGCCGUUAAACAGCGAAAUGGCAUGACAUAUCGCUCGAUUUGACAUUUCUGAAGCAAAGAGAAUUUGAAAUAGAGAUGGAUUGUCAAAGAAAACUUUUUAGCCACAGUAAAUUUACUGCCAUCUUUCGACACAUGAUUAAAGCCAUCGCUCGAAACGAUGCCGCUAUACCUUUGAUCUAUUAGAGUGCGCCACUUUUGAUAUUUAACAAAUUUAACACAUAUCAGUGAAAGAAUAAGGAUCAAAGUCGAGUGGCGUUCUAAAAGUUUUAAUUAUGUGUCGAAAGAUGUUAGUAAAUUUACUGGGGCUACAAAGUUUUCUUUGACAAUCCACCUCUAUUUCAAAUUCUCUUUGAUGAGAGAUUGUUAAAAAAAAUAUUGCGGCUUAAUUUAGAUCAAACUUAGAAACGAAUACCAAACUGUUGAUUGACAUUGUUGUAUAUUUUAAAUAGAAUUAAGUGGUAUUUGUAUUUAUUUAUGUGUUGCGAUAAUAUUAAGAAAAUAAAAAAAAGCGCUGGUGGCCUAGCGGUAAGAGCGUGCGACUUUCAAUCCGGAAGUCACGGCUUCAAACCCCGGCUCGCACCAAUGAGUUUUUAGGAACUUAUGUACGAAAUAUUAUUGAUAUUUACCAGUCGCUUUUCGGUGAAGGAAAACAUCGUGAGGAAACCGGACUAAUCCCAAUAAGGCCUAGUUUACCCUCUGGGUUGGAAGGUUAGAUGGCAGUCGCUUUCGUAAAAACUAGUGCCUACGCCAAUCUUGGGGAUUAGUUGUCAAGCGGACCCCAGGCUCCCAAGAGCCGUGGCAAAAAUGCCGGGACAACGCGAGGAAGAUGCAUAAUAAUAUUAAUAAAAUAAUAAAACUUU
This is a messenger RNA of Cydia pomonella (codling moth), 2837 nucleotides long. RefSeq names its product biogenesis of lysosome-related organelles complex 1 subunit 2-like (gene Blos2). The transcript is spliced from 4 exons. Gene Ontology annotation, cellular component: BLOC-1 complex; gamma-tubulin complex; BORC complex. The record is from RefSeq and is a predicted model, not a curated record. NCBI's taxonomy places the organism in Eukaryota, Metazoa, Arthropoda, Insecta, Lepidoptera, Tortricidae. Gene Ontology annotation, molecular function: gamma-tubulin binding. Gene Ontology annotation, biological process: endosomal transport; lysosome localization. Bases 142 to 573 code for a protein of 143 amino acids.